This is a messenger RNA of Zea mays, 3719 nucleotides long. RefSeq names its product E3 ubiquitin ligase PQT3-like. The transcript is spliced from 15 exons. Gene Ontology annotation, biological process: protein ubiquitination; ubiquitin-dependent protein catabolic process; mRNA processing. Gene Ontology annotation, molecular function: zinc ion binding; nucleic acid binding; ubiquitin protein ligase activity. Bases 821 to 3502 code for a protein of 893 amino acids. The record is from RefSeq and is a predicted model, not a curated record. NCBI's taxonomy places the organism in Eukaryota, Viridiplantae, Streptophyta, Magnoliopsida, Poales, Poaceae. Gene Ontology annotation, cellular component: nucleus.
GGUUGUCAUAUCUAUAUGUACAAAACAAUGUAUUUGCAUCUAGUUGGCGUGAGGCCAAUGACCUCAUCCGAUCCCUUUCCCUUUCCCAUCCGCGCGUCCCUACUCCUCCCCCUCCCUCCUCAACGACGCGAGAAGACGCAAUCCUGGGAGCUCCGAACCCUAGCUCCUAAUUUGAGCCCCGGUGUCAUCGAUUCCUCAGGAGCCCGCCGCGAUUCGGCUCCCGUAGCAGCAUAGGGCUCCACCGCUCCCCAGCUGCAUCAGCAUCGACGGCGGCGGCGCGCCGCCGCGACUACGCUCGAGGAAGCACCUAGUCUCGGCGGGUUCUCGUUCUUGGAGGCCUUCCAUAAGGCGGUUUCGUGGUGUCCGAGCCCGGAUCUACGGCGAUCUGCAAGCGGAAGGCGAUAGAUGAGGCGAUUCAGUGGUAACCCCCAAUCCGGUGGGUUUCCGGCUGGCAGAGGCGGAAAGGUUCGGGCCUUCGGCGGGUGAUCAGAUUUCUCCGUGCGGCGCGCGGCUUGUGUCUACCGCAACGGUGUAGGACUGGAGCGCAGGAGCCGACGAGGCGGUGGAGAUACAAAAAAAUUGCUUGCUUGUACACUUGUUCAUGUUCAUUUGUUCCUGCUAUCUGUUGUGGUUUAAAGCAUCAAUUUUCCGCUCAAUUUAAGGGCGAAGACACUUUUUUUGUUCCUUCCUUGUUGGUUUCUAUGGAAUAAUCUCUAUAUUACAGAAGAGGAGUGUGGAAAAGCAACAAAAAAGAGGAAUAUAAAAUACAAAAAAGAUAUAACCAGCAGAAAAAAGAGAUUUUUUUUGAGUGGGCAAGCAAAUGGCUGUGUAUUACAAGUUCAAGAGUGCUAGAGACUUUGACUCGAUUCCGAUUGAGGGGCAAUUCAUCUCUGUUGCCAACUUGAAGGAGCGGAUUUUUGAGUCCAAGCAUCUCGGCAGGGGCACAGAUUUUGACCUUAUGAUCUCAAAUGCUCAGACUGAUGAAGAGUAUGCUGAUGAGGCCACUAUGAUACCGAAAAAUACGUCAGUAUUGAUUCGGCGGAUACCAGGACGACCAAGGAAGCCUAUUGUCACAGAACCUGAAGAGACAAAAGCUGCAGAAGAUGGUGUACAAGAUGUCAUGCCCACAUCGGGUGCUUUUCUUGGUGAUUCAUCUAUGAAAUAUCCUGAAGAAUCUGAGUGGGAUGAUGAGUUUGGCAACGAAUUAUAUAUUUCUGAUUCAGUUCCUUAUCAGCCUGUUUGCCAGGCGGUUGAUGCUAUUGAAAAUAAAGUUGACGAGGAUAGUAAAAUAAAAGCACUUAUUGAUACAUCUGCCCUUGACUAUAGCCAAAUCCCUGAUGGUUAUGGUUCUGGAAGAGGCUAUGGUAGAGGGAUGGGUGGAAGAAUGAUGGCUGGACGUGGCUUUGGACGUGGGCUAGAACGCAGGACACCUCCUCCAGGCUAUGUUUGUCACAGAUGCAAAGUACCUGGUCAUUUUAUUCAACAUUGCCCCACAAAUGGGGAUGCUAGAUAUGAUGUGAAAAGGAUGAAACCCCCAACUGGCAUUCCAAAAUCAAUGCUAAUGCAAACUCCGGAUGGUUCAUACGCACUACCAAGUGGAGCUGGUGCUGUUUUGAAGCCAAAUGAAGCUGCUUUUGAGAAGGAGAUAGAGGGCCUACCUACCACACGUCCUGUUGGUGAUCUUCCACCAGAGCUACGCUGCCCAUUGUGCAAAGAAGUAAUGAAGGAUGCUGUUCUAACUAGUAAAUGCUGCUUUAGGAGUUUCUGUGAUAAAUGCAUCAGGGACUACAUAAUUAACAAGUCAAUGUGUGUCUGUGGUGCCACAAGCAUAUUAGCUGAUGAUCUUCUCCCUAAUAAAACUCUAAGAGAAACCAUCAGUCGCAUAUUAGAGGCACCACCAACUAGCAGUACAGAAAAUGUGGGAAGCAUGGUGCAAGUACAGGACAUGGAGUCAGCUCUACCUGUACAACCUAAGCAUAGGUCUCCUGCUGUUUCUGCUGCUUCAAAGGAAGAGGCUAAAGCAUCCACACUUGUAGAAGAGUCUCCAGAUGCUGAGAGCCUCAAUGGAACAAAAGCUACAAAUAUUGAUGCGAGUUCUUCGGAUAAGAAAGCUUUGACAGUUCCAGAUAUUGCUGAAGGGACCUUGGAUUCUAAGAAAGCGAAAGAAGAUAAACCAGUAGAAGCAACCCCAGUGGCAAAAGAUUCUCAAGAAAAGUUUCCUGCAGGGGAACAAGCUUCAGCGGUAAAGAAGAAGAAAAAGAAGAAGCCACGUGUUCCUGGAAAUGCUGAAGAGCAAUGGAAAAAUUUUCAAGAUUUUGGAACUGAAAAUUUUUCGGGGAUGCCCUUGGGUCCAACUGGAGCAUUCAACCCUUACUGGGGCGGAGGAGUGCCAUUGCCAAUGGAUUACAUGAAUGCACCGUUUCCUGGUCCCAUGCCUUACAUGGGUUAUCCACCAGGUCCAUUUGACCCUUUUGGUGGGGGUGUUCUCCCACAAGAUCCAUUUAUGCCCCCAGGAUACAUGAUGCCAGGAGUUCCUAGGGAUCUUUCUGAAUUGGCAGUUAACGCUAUGGGAAUAAACAUGGGCCCGCCAGUUAUGAGCAGAGAAGAAUUCGAUCCCAGGAAACCUGAACAUAGGAGGAGACGUGAAAUGGAUCGGUUCAAUGAUAGGGAAAGAGAGCGUGACCGUUCUCGAGAGCGAGAGCGAGAACGGGAGCGGGAGCGUUCCUUGGAGAGGGAGAGGGAGCGGGAGCGGGAGCGUGGCCGUUCUCUGGAGAGGGAGCGGGAGCGGGUUCGAGAGCUGGAGCGUUCCCGCGAGGGUGACCGUGAACGGCAGCGAGGCAGGGACAGGGACAGGGACUCACGCAGAGAGGCCAGAGCAUCACCAGGGGCCAUUAAUGAUAGUUCCUCGAUGAGGCGGAAUGAUAGGUCGAGGUCCCAGCCGGACAGGUCGGAGCGUGGCCCGCCGCAGCCGUCCAGCCCCGACCGGCAGUCGCGUCGCUCCUCCUCCGGCAAGAAGCGUUCCUCCUCCGACCGCUACGACGACAUGCCGCUCCCACCUCCCCCUCCGCUGCCCGCGACGCGGCACGAGGCCGAGCCCGCCAAGGCACCGGGGUCGUCGUCCAAGUCCAAGGCCAGCGUCUUCUCCCGCAUCAGCUUCCCCGGAGACGGCGCCAACCCCUCCGACGCCAAGCGCAGCCGCAGGGCCUCCGACAAGCCCCCCGCGCGCUCCUCUUCCUCCUCCAAGAAGAGCGCCGCGGCAGAGGGCGGGGACGGCCGCGGCCACCGCCACCACCGUGAGCCCGCGGCCGCCGAGGAGGAGAAGCCUAGGCCCGCUGCCUCCGGUGGCGACUACUACGGCGGCACGGACGGAGAGGAGAGCGAGGACGAGGAGCAGCACUUCAAGCGGCGGCCGUCCUCGUCCUCCCGGCGCGAGCGCGAGCAGGACGCGCCGGAAGAGCAGCCGCGCCACUCGCGACGGUCCAGGGACCACAGGCGCCGGUGAGCGUCGCCCCGUCCGUCCGUGAUAUAUAAAUCUUAGAAGCUUGAGUUGGGAGGUCGUCGCCUCCGCAGAUCAGAGCCGUCCUGCUUCCCUGUCGCGUCGGAGUUGGGCCCUGUACAUUGCCUUCCCGCGAUUAUCAUGUUUUGUUUAAAUCGGAUCGGAUCAAAUGGGGAUUAUAAUAAGUUUGAUUUGAUGGAUCAUCUUAAUCGCUGUUUAAUUA